This is a messenger RNA of Argentina anserina (silverweed cinquefoil), 3683 nucleotides long. RefSeq names its product AP-2 complex subunit alpha-1-like. Gene Ontology annotation, biological process: intracellular protein transport; clathrin-dependent endocytosis. Gene Ontology annotation, molecular function: clathrin-cargo adaptor activity. Bases 153 to 3218 code for a protein of 1021 amino acids. NCBI's taxonomy places the organism in Eukaryota, Viridiplantae, Streptophyta, Magnoliopsida, Rosales, Rosaceae. The record is from RefSeq and is a predicted model, not a curated record. Gene Ontology annotation, cellular component: membrane coat; AP-2 adaptor complex. The transcript is spliced from 27 exons.
AAUUUCCGUCUCAGUCCACCACCCUCGUCUCUCUCUCUCUCUCUCUCUUUCAUUUCUGGAGCUGAUCAGCAGUGGUGGUGGUCUUAGAUCCGGAAGGAUCUGGUGUAGCCGAGGAGCGAGUCUCGCCGGGAGGGCACUGGAUCUGAGCGGCCAUGGCUUUGUCCGGCAUGCGAGGCCUCUCUGUUUUCAUCAGCGACAUUCGCAAUUGCCCCAACAAAGAGCAGGAGCGCCUUCGCGUCGAUAAGGAGCUCGGCAAUGUUCGCACUCGCUUCAAGAACGAAAAGGGUUUGACUCCGUAUGAGAAGAAGAAGUAUGUCUGGAAAAUGCUUUACAUUUUUAUGUUGGGAUAUGAUGUGGAUUUUGGUCACAUGGAAGCUGUGUCGCUUAUAUCUGCACCUAAAUAUCCAGAGAAGCAGGUUGGAUACAUUGUGACAUCAUGUCUACUCAAUGAAAACCACGAUUUUCUGAGAUUAGCGAUAAAUACUGUGCGGAAUGAUAUUAUUGGUCGUAAUGAAACUUUUCAAUGUUUGGCAUUGACCAUGGUUGGGAAUAUUGGAGGCAGGGAAUUUGCAGAGUCAUUAGCAUCUGAUGUUCAAAAGUUGCUUAUUUCCAGCAGUUACAGACCUCUCGUGAGAAAAAAGGCUGCACUAUGUCUUUUGCGCUUGUACAGGAAAAAUCCUGAUGUUGUCAAUAUAGAUGGCUGGGCCGACCGCAUGGCACAACUUCUAGAUGAACGUGAUCUUGGUGUUUUGACAUCAUCGAUGAGCCUUCUUGUCGCGCUUGUAUCAAAUCACCAUGAUGCUUACUGGAGUUGUCUUCCAAAAUGUGUUAAAAUACUAGAACGGCUUGCUAGGAAUCAGGAUAUUCCACAAGAGUACACCUACUAUGGCAUCCCAUCACCCUGGCUCCAGGUCAAGACAAUGAGGGUUCUCCAGUAUUUUCCUACCGUUGAAGACCCAAAUACUAGAAGAUCAUUGUUUGAGGUCUUACAGCGUAUAUUAAUGGGUACGGAUGUUGUGAAAAACGUUAAUAAGAACAAUGCAUCGCACGCCGUUCUUUUUGAAGCCCUUGCACUUGUCAUGCAUCUUGAUGCUGAGAAAGAGAUGAUGUCCCAAUGUGUUGCACUGCUGGGAAAAUUUAUUGCUGUGCGAGAACCAAAUAUUCGAUAUCUGGGUUUGGAAAAUAUGACCCGCAUGCUAAUGGUAACGGAUGUGCAAGAUAUUAUCAAGAGACAUCAAGCUCAGAUCAUCACCUCAUUGAAGGAUCCAGAUGUCAGUAUCCGUAGGCGAGCUCUUGACCUGCUAUAUGGCAUGUGUGACGUUUCAAAUGCAAAAGACAUAGUAGAAGAAUUACUACAGUAUCUCAGUACGGCAGACUUCACAAUGCGUGAAGAAUUGUCACUUAAGGCUGCCAUUCUUGCAGAAAAAUUUGCUCCUGAUCUAUCAUGGUAUGUAGAUGUGAUUCUUCAAUUGAUUGAUAAGGCAGGAGAUUUUGUUAGUGAUGAUAUAUGGUUCCGUGUUGUGCAAUUCGUUACGAAUAAUGAAGACUUACAGCCUUAUGCUGCAGCAAAAGCCAGAGAGUAUCUCGACAAACCUGCUAUACAUGAGACAAUGGUUAAGGUCAGUGCAUAUAUCAUUGGAGAAUUUGGCCACCUUUUGGCCAGACGGCCUGGUUGUAGUCCAAAGGAGUUAUUUGCUGUCAUACAUGAGAAGCUUCCUACUGUAUCCACUUCGACAAUACCUAUACUUCUUUCGACAUACGCUAAGAUCUUUAUGCACACUCAACCUCCAGACCAAGAAUUACAGAAUCAGAUUUGGGCAAUAUUCUACAAGUAUGAGAGUUGCAUCGAUGUCGAGAUACAACAACGAGCUGCUGAAUACCUUGCCUUAAGUAGGAGAGGUGAAGCUCUUGUUGAUAUAUUGGCUGAAAUGCCCAAGUUUCCUGAGCGGCAGUCUGCAUUGAUAAAAAAGGCUGAGGAUGUUGAAAUUGAUACCGCAGAACAAAGUGCUAUCAAAUUGCGGGCCCAGCAGCAAACAUCAAAUGCUUUGGUUGUGACUGACCAACGUCCUGCUAAUGGUAUCCCGCCUGCCGACCACCAGCUUGGUCUGGUGAAGAUACCCACCACAGGCAGUAACGUGGAUCACAAUCCGACCGAUCAAGGAUUGUCCCAAGAAAAUGGCAGUUUGAGUAAAGUUGACCCUCAGACUCCUUCACCGGAUCUCCUUGGUGACCUCUUGGGUCCCCUGGCUAUCGAAGGUCCCCCUGGUCCUGCUGUUCAGUCGCAUCAGAAUGUAAUCCCUGGAUCUGUUGGUGAUCCCACUUCAGCGGAUGCUACAGCCAUAGUGCCGGUUGGCGAAGAGCCAAAUUCUGUUCAGCCUAUAGGAAAUAUAGCUGAAAGAUUUCUUGCCUUGUGCUUGAAAGAUAGUGGUGUUCUGUAUGAAGAUCCUAAUAUUCAGAUUGGAAUUAAAGCAGAGUGGCGAUUACAUCAAGGGUGUCUAGUUCUUUUCUUGGGAAACAAAAAUACUUCACCACUUGUAUCAGUUCAGGCUGUAAUAUUGCCUCCCGCCCACUUCAACAUGGAGCUUUCGCUAGUACCAGAGACUAUUCCUCCUAGGGCACAGGUACAGUGCCCUCUUGAAAUUGUGAAUCUGCGGCCAAGUAGGGAUGUAGCAGUUCUUGACUUCUCGUACAAGUUUGGUCACAAUAUGGUCAAUGUCAAGCUUCGUCUCCCAGCUGUCUUGAAUAAAUUUCUUCAACCUAUACCAGUGUCUGCUGAAGAGUUCUUUCGUCAGUGGAGAUUACUCUCAGGGCCACCUUUGAAGCUUCAAGAAGUGGUUAGAGGUGUCAAACCACUGCCACUUGCAGAAAUGGCAAGUCUAAUAAACAGCUUCCGGAUGAUGGUUUGUCCAGGACUUGACCCUAAUCCAAAUAAUCUUGUUGCAAGCACAACCUUUUACUCGGAAAGUACACGGGCAAUGCUUUGCUUGGCUAGAAUAGAAACAGAUCCAGCAGACAGAACCCAGUUGCGUAUGACGGUUGCUUCAGGGGAUCCUUCGUUAACAUUUGAGUUGAAGGAGUUCAUCAAGGAACAAAUAGUUAGUAUUCCUGUAGCCCCUCGUGCACCUGGACCAGUGCCACCAGCACCUCCAGUAGUUCAACCGACCAGUCCAGCUGCAGCAUUAACAGAUCCUGGUGCUCUGCUUGCAGGUCUAUUGUGAAAAGUCAAGAUGAUUUAUGGGUGAGGAAUUUGUUCAUUAUACACGUAAACCUGAUUUAUACAACCUUUGAUGGGUCUCGCGCAAGUCAAAAAUGUGGAUAUAAAAAAUCCUGAUGCAUGGGCUGUCGGAAUCAAGGACAAGCUAACUUGUGUGGACGGCUUGGUGUGGUGGAUCUGCACGGGUUGAUUGAGGUUUUCAGAUUCUUUCUGUACAAUUUGUGCCUAUGUGAGAUAUUUCUCUCGGUUUUGGGGUGAGGGUUUUUCUUUUCUUUAUUCUUACACAUUUUUCCCUAACCAAUUUCAGUGGGUUGGUUUCUGUUGUACGGUAUUUGAAAAGAGAAUGAAAGAUAUUGCAUGAAGAUCAAGUAGGCUAAUUGUAAUAGUUGUACUCGUCUGUUAAUGAAUAGUUUUUUUUUUCAAUAAGAGAAAUUGUGGAGUGAAUGUUGUGAGUUUUACUGUUUUAUCA